This is a messenger RNA of Zea mays, 3314 nucleotides long. RefSeq lists its product as uncharacterized. Gene Ontology annotation, molecular function: methyltransferase activity. Gene Ontology annotation, cellular component: trans-Golgi network; cytoplasm; endosome. The record is from RefSeq and is a predicted model, not a curated record. NCBI's taxonomy places the organism in Eukaryota, Viridiplantae, Streptophyta, Magnoliopsida, Poales, Poaceae. Bases 238 to 2925 code for a protein of 895 amino acids. The transcript has a single exon.
CAUGUGGGGCCAUUGCCAGGGGGCAAGUAGAUUUCUACAGCUAUAAAAGAACAGUUGUAUAGGCUAAGAGGGAGAUCAAUUACCAAUUAUCAUAAUACAAACACUAUCGUCAUCUAUUUUCUCAUCUUCUUCCUAGCUAUUCCCUUCUCCAAGUCUCAUUCUUCUCUGAGCUCUUCCUCUCUGAUCCCCUUUCCCAGGUGUUGCUAACAUUUGGUAUCAGACUAGGACUCAAUCUCGAUGGAGGCCACGAUGCAGGAUAUUCUAGACGCACUGACGCGCAUGGAGGCACGCUUGACCGAUGCGCUGGUGGGUCGCUGCGGCGAGCCGUACGCACGCGAGCACACUUCCCCCUUCGAUGGAUGCGCGCCUCCUUCUUCCAUCGUCAACACACAGUACCGCGACGAGGCAAUCCUUCCGCCUCUCGUCCACGACGACGCUGCGAAGGUGGCGUCCUUGGAUUCGGGAAACGACUUUGGCCUGCAGCAGACCGCCACGGUGCUUGCGUCCCUGGGGUCCGACGAGAUGUCUUCGUCGACCACGCUCCUCGCCGGCUCCAUAUCCGACCGCUACAUUCCGCCGUUCUACGACGACGACUGCUACACCAUGCCACAGCCGUUUGUCGAUACUCUCGCCAACCCCGACGAUGACCUCCUCCAGGAGCUCGACGUGUUGGACGAGGAUGCCGCGAGCGCCAACGCGGCUGACGACGAUUCAGGCGCUGUCCUCGUCUAUGCGCCGCUCGACUCGAACAUCGACAGCAGCGGAUCACCGCGCUACCCGUGCCUCCCCGAGGGUGCGGUGUUGUUCCAUCGGGACCCGGACGAGAAGGUCCUCAUCGGCGGGACGGAGUUGUCCGGCGAAGUCCGCCGCCUCCGUUUCUCCUUGCCGUCACCAGACCAGGCGAUGAACCCCGCGCUCGUCCCCAACACCGACGCAGAGGAGGAGGAGGUUCUCACCAUCACGCCCACCAAGUGUUUGAUGAGAGUCCUCAACCGGCGCACCUACUCCGUCCCCAACCUCCCGGAGGAAAAGGUGCAGAACUUGAUCCGCGUCGGCGGCGACAAGCUCAGGUUUCCCGAUGACAGGACCAUGUUUCCCAACAGCGCCAACGCCUACACCGACGACAUUGGCAGGCUUGUCCUGUCCCACGGCUCCAUCCACAUCGCGCUCGACAUCGAAUGCGGGAUGACGAGCUGGGCCGCCUACCUGUUGUCAUGGGACAUCCUAGCCAUGUCGUUCGCGCUGCGGGACUCUCACGAGGCGCGGAUGCAGUUCACGCUGGUGCGCGGUGUGCCAGUCAUGAUUGGUGUGCUCGCGUCCAAAUGCUUCGCCUACCCGACCCGUGCCUUACAUAUGGCGCACUGCUUCUGCUGCUACAGCCCUUUGCAACUCUACGAUGGACUGUACUUGAUCGAGGAUGAUCGUGUACUGCAUCCCAGAGGGUACUGGAUCCUGUCCGGCCCGCCAAUCAACUGGAAGAAGUACUGGAAGGGGUGGGAGCGGACGAAGGAGGAUGCAGCUAACAACUGUGCCCAUGGCUACUACACUGCUGGAAAGGGAACUGUGCUGGUAGCUAACAAUUUUGGUGAUGACCUCUUUGCUGGCAGCAAUGAGAUCAAACAACCAUGGCCUCCACCUCUGGAGUUAGCGUGCUUGGAUUGGAACAUCAUGGUCUUCUUUGUGUUUCGUGUUUCCACGACCCUCUUCAUCGACAUUGACUCAGCUGGCUUUGGCACUGGUCUCGAGCUGUGGUCUAGCAGGGCCAGCGACAAAAACAAGUUCAUGCUUGAACAACUGCAUAGGAACAAGAUGUCCAAUAGGGCCACCCAUGGGUGUUAUGCCUGUCGACGGCCAAUCCACCUUCGUGGACAGGAUACCAUUUGUUCCGGCUGCAAUGAUGGUUUUAUCCAGGAAAGCAGUGAGAUGGGUGGCGUACUGAACACUUAUGGGCUCCUUGAACCAGACUUUGAAGAGCGUCGAGCCAAAAGAAUUGGAAUGAUGGACGCCAUAUCUGCCCUUAUCCAGCAACAGAUGGCAGAAAUAGGAAGAGAUAGUUUGUUUGAUAUACAUGGUCGACAAGGGACUUGUACUGAACAUAGAAGGAGAUCAACUGCUAUUCAUACUCUCAUAAUUGGGUGCAUCCCUUCUCCUGCAGUUGGUAGUAGUGAAUCUAGUGAUGUCAAUAUUAUCAUGAGGGGAGGCUCUCGAGUUCGCGCUGUCCAUCCAAAUUUUAGUAGUCUAGUUGUUGGUUCAAGUCUGGAAGCUCUAUUUGAGCAUCUACUACUCCAAAACAAUCGUCAAGCCACACCUCCUGCUCCACAGUCAGCUAUUGACUCCAUGUCGAUUGGGUACAAUACCACCAUAUCAGUGCCACAAAUGCAUGCAGUUUGCCUGAAGCUCCUCGAGAAGAAUCUUCAGCCGGGAAUGCGAGCUCUCGACGUUGGUUCAGGGAUUGGUUUGGCCGCUGGCCUUGUUCCUUCUGGUCUGAGUGCUGUCAGCAGUGGCCAAGGUAAUUUUUCAGUAUUUGUUUGGGAUCCUGGUGAUAGCGGCUUGGUUACCUCUAGUCUGAGUGCCGUCAGCAGUGACCAAGGCAAUUUUUCAGUCUUUGUUUGGGAUCCUGGUGAUCGUGGCUUGGUUACCUAUGGUCUGAGAGUUGUCAGUAUUGCAAGAGUUACUGCUAUUAUGUCAGGCACAUAUGCAAGAGCUGCUGCUACAACUUCCUCUCCGAAGAUGCGCCAGACCCAGUUCAGAUGGCGGGCCGAAGAGAGGCGUGAUGCAUUCAACAAUGAUGCUAAUCCACAGAUGAAGUUGAUUCUACACCGUCAGCGUCUUGGGGGCAAGCCGCGUUUCAAGGAGUGGGGAAUGUUAGGAGUGGCUGCCAUGUGGGGCCAUUGCCAGGGGGCAAGUAGAUUUCUACAGCUAUAAAAGAACAGUUGUAUAGGCUAAGAGGGAGAUCAAUUACCAAUUAUCAUAAUACAAACACUAUCGUCAUCUAUUUUCUCAUCUUCUUCCUAGCUAUUCCCUUCUCCAAGUCUCAUUCUUCUCUGAGCUCUUCCUCUCUGAUCCCCUUUCCCAGGUGUUGCUAACAAUUUCGCCCAAGUUUUUAUAGAGAAACCAAAUGUUGUUCCUUGUGAAGUUUGUUAUGAAACAUAUGCUUGUGGGUUCAAUUCAAUCAGCAGGGGGGAGGAAGUACAAUUUGCCGGGCGUGGUUGUUGCAGUCGUGCUGACUACAGUAACAGCCUUGAACCUCGUAGUUUGCCUCUGUUUCUGGAGGCGGCGGCGGCGGCGGCGUGGACCAACAGCACAGGCGAAGC